This is a messenger RNA of Bombina bombina (fire-bellied toad), 1680 nucleotides long. Its product is annotated as solute carrier family 22 member 20-like. Gene Ontology annotation, biological process: transmembrane transport. The transcript has 10 exons. Gene Ontology annotation, cellular component: membrane. NCBI's taxonomy places the organism in Eukaryota, Metazoa, Chordata, Amphibia, Anura, Bombinatoridae. The record is from RefSeq and is a predicted model, not a curated record. Bases 1 to 1680 code for a protein of 559 amino acids. Gene Ontology annotation, molecular function: transmembrane transporter activity.
AUGGCGUUCAAUGAUAUUCUUGAGUCUUUAGGGGGAGUAGGGUACUUCCAGAUCAUGCAUAGUAUCCUUCUACUGAUACCGGUGACCCUGCUAGCGUGCCAUAACCUCUUGCAAAAUUUCACAGGGGCAGUGCCUGCUCACCAUUGCAGGGUUCCCUCUAAUGUUUCUCAGAAUCUUCAGGUGAAGACCUCCAAGGAUCUGAACCAAGCAGAAAUCCUAAAGUUGUAUAUACCAUUGGACAAAGACAAUAAACCAGAAAAGUGUGUCCGAUACAAAAUCACAAGAGGUUUGCUCUUGCUGCCUAAUUCAACUGUCAAAAGACGGGAAGAUGUGACCAAAGAGAUUUGUAAGGAAGGAUGGGUUUAUGAUCAGAGGGUCUUCUCAUCAACCAUCAUUUCAGAGUGGAACCUUGUUUGCGAGCAGAGCUCCUGGAAGCAGGUGGCACAUUCGAUUUACAUGACAGGGGUGUUUUUUGGAGCCAUAGUGUUCGGCAGUCUAGCUGAUAAGCUUGGUCGCAUGGAAAUACUCACAUGGUCCUACCUCCAGAUGGGAAUAUCUGGCAUCUGUGCAGCAUUUCUGCCCAACUUUGAUGCAUAUUGUGCUUUUCGAUUUCUUUGUGGAGUGGCAUCUUCUUCAAUAUCUGUUAAUACCAUCUCUCUGAUCCUGGAGUGGAUGCCGCAAAAAGGAAGGACACUGGCUGGAAACUUUUUUGGCUUUUCAUACUCCUUGGGGCAGAUUUUACUAGCUUUUGUAGCAUAUCAGAUUCGAGAUUGGCGUCAGCUCCAGUUUGCGAUCUCUGCACCGUUUUGUAUCUUUUUUUUAUACUCCUGGUGGCUACCAGAAUCUGCUCGGUGGCUCAUCCUUCAGAAUAGGCCCCAUCAGGCUUUAAAAACUCUUAGGAAAGCUGCCUGUUUUAAUGGAAAGCGAGAAGAAGGCGAGAUGCUGACAGCUGAGAUACUCUGCUCAGAUAUGCAGAAGGAAAUUUUGGAGAUAAGGUCUUCCCAUUCUGUCAUGGACCUUGUGCGUACUCCAGCCAUGAGACGUAUGUCUAUGUGCCUCAUCUUGGUGUGGUUUUCCACUAACUUUGCCUAUUAUGGACUUAGUAUGGACCUGCAGAACUUUGGAUUAAAUAUCUUCCUAGCCCAGGCUGUGUUUGGGGGAUUUGAGAUGACAGCUAAAAUCUUCAUUAUGGUGGCAAUGACCUUUGUAGGAAGACGUGUCUUGCAGUUUAUGUCCCUGUUUCUAGCUGGAAUAAUGGUCAUAUCCUAUGGCUUUAUACCACAAGAAAUGAAAAUGGUUUGUACAGUGCUUGCUGUAACAGGGAAAGCUUUCCUGGCCUGUUCUAUAACAUGCAUGUACCUCUUCACAGGAGAGCUGUACCCUACGGAAAUUAGACAAACUGGAAUGGGAUUUAGCGCCAUGAAUGCGCGUCUGGGUUCCGCAGUUGCCUCCGUUGUGCACCUGACAGGUGACUUCUCUGCUUCGUUCCUUCCAGUAGUAUUUGGUAUCACACCUAUUGUAGCCGGACUCUUUUCGUGCUUUUUGGAAGAGACCAGAGACUCCCCACUUCCUGACACAAUCAAAGAAGUUGAAAGCAGGUUUCAGAAUAGUAUGUUGGAUAUGGAUGGAUCAGAAGAUGACACUUUGACUCAGAAGAUGUAUUUUAAAGAGGUCCCAUAA